GGCUGCAAGGAGCGACAGAAGAAGACUGGAUCCGCCGUGUUCCAGGUCAACUGCACCGAGGUCGGCCUGGCGGUCUGGUGAAGCCCCAGCGACCGGGACGCCACCGCGAUAGCUCCCGGAGGAUUUUAAGCCCGGUUUCGUCCGGUCUCGGCGGCCGUGUAGGGCGCGAGCCCGCUACGGAGGACCGUCGCGCCGCAUCGGAGGCUACUGAAGACCGAGACCUCGGGACGCUCGGUAACCGCUACAACGGGGGUUUAGGAAAAACACCGAACUUGGGACACCGGCUCGAGAGGGCUGCAGGGCGGCCAAAAAAAAGAGCCACGGAUCGUUGUCAUCAUGGGCAACGCGCCCACGGCCAGGAAGGGCAGCGAGAUGGAAAGCGUCAAGGAGUUCCUUGCUAAAGCCAAAGAGGACUUUCUAAAGAAGUGGGAGAACCCCGCACAGAACACCGCUGGCCUUGAGCAGUUUGAGAGGUUGAAAACUCUCGGCACGGGCUCAUUUGGCCGAGUGAUGCUUGUGAAGCACAGAGAAACGGGACAGCAUUAUGCCAUGAAGAUCCUCAACAAGCAGAAGGUGGUCAAGCUCAAGCAAAUAGAGCACACUCUGAACGAGAAGAGGAUUCUUCAGGCUGUCAGCUUUCCUUUUCUGGUGCGGCUGGAGUACUCGUUUAAGGACAACACUAACCUCUACAUGGUGAUGGAGUAUGUACCAGGUGGAGAGAUGUUCUCUCAUCUACGGAGAAUUGGCAGAUUUAGUGAGCCUCACGCUCGGUUCUACGCUGCUCAGAUUGUUCUAACCUUUGAGUAUCUUCACGCGUUGGACCUGAUCUACAGAGACCUGAAACCUGAAAACCUGCUGAUAGACCAACAAGGCUACAUACAGGUCACAGAUUUUGGCUUCGCCAAACGUGUAAAGGGCCGGACCUGGACACUGUGUGGCACCCCAGAGUAUCUGGCCCCGGAGAUCAUUCUGAGCAAGGGGUAUAACAAGGCCGUGGACUGGUGGGCGCUGGGCGUACUGGUCUAUGAGAUGGCAGCAGGGUACCCGCCUUUCUUUGCUGACCAGCCCAUUCAGAUCUACGAAAAGAUCGUAUCAGGGAAGGUGCGUUUCCCAUCUCACUUCAGUUCAGACCUGAAGGACCUCUUGAGGAACCUGUUACAGGUGGAUCUAACAAAACGUUUCGGGAACCUGAAGAACGGGGUCAACGACAUCAAGGGACACAAAUGGUUUGCAACCACCGACUGGAUCGCCAUCUACCAGAAAAAGGUGGAGGCUCCCUUCGUCCCCAAGUUCAAAGGACCAGGCGACACCAGCAACUUUGACGACUACGAGGAGGAGGAGAUCCGCGUCUCCUUCAAUGAGAAAUGUGGCAAGGAGUUUGCGGAGUUCUAGCGUUAGAGAGCAAGAGAGGAAGAAAGAAGGAAGUAGGGAGAGCCAAAGGUAGGCUGGUCGAGUGGGAGACAUAAGGAGAGGGUGCUGUCUCCUGUCCAAUCACAAGCACCAGCUACAAGGAGGGAGGGAUAGAGAAGGGAAAAGAGACAGGAGACCGAUAACCAGCAGUGUUGCCUUUUCUGUUGCGUUUCUCUUGAAUUUUAUUUAUUAUUCUGUCUUAUUUAUGGUUCCCUUUAUCCUGAAGGUGGGCUUCAGAUCGAAGGGUGUUGGUUACACACCUACUUAGAGAUGCCUCUACACAUUUUCACCCGAGGUCUUCCCUUCUCUUUUUCAUUCAAUCCCUUUUGGGCCACAUCAAAGAGAAGUCAGUCCGUCUGCUCUAGUCUCCUGCGGCUUGUUGUUCAUCUCAUGAAGCCCAUAGAGUCCAUGAAGUUGAGGUCCACAUAAAGGUCUCUUGCAUUUCAGCUGAUCUCUCUCUCUCUCAUUUAAGAGAACAUUCAGAUGAAUCCCACUCGUACCUACUUAAAUUUCUCAUAUUCAAUCCUUUACCUUUUUCUAUUGUAGACAUCAUACCUUGAGUCACAUGAUUGGCCAAAAGAAAAACAUAAAAAUGAUGCAUUGUCUAAUCAAGCAACUUAGGGUAAGAGACAGAUGUAACUUCUGGGGGAAGAAGUCAGUUAAGUUUACUGUGUAACUCAAUCAUCGUUAGCAUAGCUAGGCUUUGUGCACUCAAGUUUUUAAAAUGUUACUAGAUACUGGUCGCUUCAAUUAUUUCAAGUUGCGCUAACAAAGGAAAUGGAUACGGGACCGUAAAUGUCUCAGUUUCGAUAGUGACAGCGACAGAAUAACAUAAUGGUAUCUCAGGUUUGAACAUAUCACUUAAUUAGACAUGUUAUCAUCAUAAAGCAUUAGGAUUAGCAGGUGAAGAACAUGUGUGAGACACUUGCGUCUGAUAUAGAUUUGCGGAUUUAAAGUUGUGUUUAGCACGAACAGGAACAAAAGGGAAUACAUUAUGACUUUUAGUUGGGCUAUUCCACAAUUUUCCCUUCCAGAGAAUUUGUUUUUGCUCACUGUGUUUGGUCUUAAAGCUCUUGCUGUCUCUGCUCACAGCUCAUUGGUUAGUCGAGCUGAUGCAGCAUUUUGUAUGAACCAUUUGGCCCCGGCCUGCUGCAGGUAGAAGAGACCAUCCGAGGCAGACUACCUCCAACUGCUUCUGGCUGGUGGUCACUGGAGCACUUUGAGCCUUGAGUCAUUGUAGGUGGUCUGGAUAGUGUGAUUCAUGGUCUUUAUAUACACCUGUGU
Molecule: messenger RNA, 2694 nt
Organism: Pungitius pungitius (ninespine stickleback)
Lineage: Eukaryota; Metazoa; Chordata; Actinopteri; Perciformes; Gasterosteidae
Product: cAMP-dependent protein kinase catalytic subunit alpha
Exons: 11
Coding region: 337-1392 (351 amino acids)
Biological process (GO): protein phosphorylation
Cellular component (GO): nucleus
Molecular function (GO): protein kinase A regulatory subunit binding; ATP binding; protein serine/threonine kinase activity
Source: RefSeq, a predicted model, not a curated record